GGGGCGUCGGGCGUCGUGCCUCUGCGGCGUGCACGGCUCCCGCGCUCCCGAGGCUCGCCUCCUUGGCUAGCGGCCUUUACUUUUCCGGGCGGGAGGCACACUAGGGCCUGUCCAUGGAUCGGGCAGCCGUGGCUAGAGUGGGCGCGGUAGCAAGCGCCAGCGUGUGCGCCCUGGUGGCGGGGGUGGUGCUGGCCCAGUACAUAUUCACCUUGAAGAGGAAGACGGGCCGCAAGACGAAGAUCAUCGAGAUGAUGCCAGAAUUCCAGAAAAGUUCAGUUCGUAUCAAGAACCCUACAAGAGUAGAAGAAACUCUCUGUGGUCUUAUCAAAGGAGGAGCUGCCAAACUUCAGAUAAUAACAGACUUUGAUAUGACACUAAGUAGAUUUUCCUACAAAGGGAAAAGAUGCCCAACUUCUCAUAAUAUCAUUGACAACUGUAAGCUGGUUACAGAUGAAUGUCGAAAAAAGUUAUUGCAACUAAAGGAACAGUAUUAUGCUAUAGAAGUUAAUCCUGGUCUUACCGUGGAAGAAAAGUACCCUCAUAUGGUAGAAUGGUAUAGUAAGUCUCAUAGUUUGAUUGUUGAACAAGGUAUACCAAAAGCUAAAAUUAAAGAGAUUGUGGAAGAAUCUGACGUUAUGCUCAAGGAAGGAUAUGAGGAUUUCUUUGAUAAGCUCAAACAAUACAACAUACCUGUGUUCAUAUUUUCGGCUGGUAUUGGUGAUGUACUAGAGGAAGUUCUCCGUCAAGCUGGGGUUUAUCAUCCAAAUAUCAAAGUAGUGUCCAACUUCAUGGAUUUUGAUGAAAAUGGUAUCCUCAAAGGAUUUAAAGGAGAACUAAUUCAUGUAUUUAACAAACAUGAUGGUGCCUUGAAGAAUACAGACUAUUUCAUUCAACUCAAAGACAACAGCAACAUAAUUCUGCUGGGAGACUCCGAAGGAGAUUUAAAAAUGGCAGAUGGGGUAGCCAAUGUUGAACACAUUCUUAAGAUUGGUUAUCUAAAUGAUAAAGUAGAUGAACUUUUAGAAAAAUACAUGGACUCUUAUGAUAUUGUUUUGGUAAAAGAAGAAUCACUGGAGGUCGCCAACUCUAUUUUACAGAAGAUUCUAUAAACAAGCAUUUUUCAAGAAAAUGUCUCCCAUGGGUGCAAAUGAUACAAGAUUUACUCAUCUGUCCAUCUAGCUGAAAGACUCUUUAUUUAUAAAUAUAUUCUUGUUCUUGAAGUUUUCUCUUUACAUAACUGAAAUAUUUUCAGACAUGUUGAGUCCAUCUCCUGGAAGCUCCUUUCCUCUUUCAAUACACUCCUCAUCAUAUUUUUUUAACCCCUAAAAAAAAUGUUGAAGCCAAAAUUAGAAAAACUACCCCCUACUUUUUCAAAGUGAAUUUUGUAGCUUAAUGUUAUCAUGCAGUUUUUGAAGAGUCUUUUUACACCAGGAAUGUUUAUAGAUGUUUUUAAAAAGUUUUACGAAAUGGUGAAAUAAUGUGCAUGAUUUUAAGUAUUGCCAUUUAUAUAAUUUGGGUGGAUUAUGCUAAUGGUAUCACCAUCUCCUGAAAUUGUUAUAUUUUGUGUGAGAAAACCAAUAUUUACCAAAAAAGAGUAGCACUUAAUAUUUGAAAAGACUGUUGGUGGCCAUGUGUCACUAAUCAUCAACAAAAUAUUCAAAUGAAGCACUGAUAAUAAAUAUGAAAUGAAAAGCCUUUUUAAUUCUA
Molecule: messenger RNA, 1707 nt
Organism: Ictidomys tridecemlineatus (thirteen-lined ground squirrel)
Lineage: Eukaryota; Metazoa; Chordata; Mammalia; Rodentia; Sciuridae
Gene: Nt5c3a
Product: 5'-nucleotidase, cytosolic IIIA
Cellular component (GO): cytoplasm
Molecular function (GO): 5'-nucleotidase activity; magnesium ion binding
Source: RefSeq, a predicted model, not a curated record